AUGGCUGCUAAAGCACCAUCGGAUGAGCUCCAAAAGCUCAGUGUGAGCGAGGGAGCCACCAACGGGAAGGCUGCCGCGGGAUCCAACGGGACCAAGGACGGCGAUGCUGCAGAGCAUUCUGGUGAAGAUUCCGAAGAUGACGCCGAUGAUCAAACCGCCGAACCUGCGCCCGAAGCCGCUAAGAAGAAGAAGAAUAAAAAGAAGAAGCCAAAGAAGAAGAAGAAGGCUCCUACCGCCCAGACAGACCCCCCGAGCGUCUUGAUGUCCCAAUUGUUCCCGAACAACACCUAUCCUAAGGGUGAAGAGGUCGAAUAUAAAGAUGAGAACCUCUAUCGUACUACCAACGAAGAGAAAAGGCACUUGGACAACAUGAACACCGACUUCCUGGUCGACUAUCGUCAUGCUGCCGAAACCCACCGUCAAGUUCGCCAGUGGGCUCAGAAGAACAUCAAGCCUGGCCAAACCUUGACCGAGAUCGCCGAGGGGAUUGAGGACAGCAUUAGGCGCUUAGUUGGCCACGAUGGGCUAUCAGAAGGUGACGCUAAGGUUGCCGGAGUUGGUUUCCCGACGGGCUUGAACUUGGAUCAUAUUGCUGCUCACUUCACCCCCAAUGCUGGGAACAAGACUGUUCUGCAGCAAAGUAAUGUCAUGAAAGUAGACAUUGGAGUCCAUGUUAACGGGAAGAUCGUCGACAGCGCUUUUACAAUGUCGUUUGACCCAAUGUAUGACAACCUGUUGGCAGCCGUAAAGGAUGCGACCAAUACAGGUAUUAAGGAGGCGGGUAUUGACGUCCGUCUUGGUGAACUUGGUGGAUACAUCCAAGAGGCCAUGGAGAGCUACGAAUGCGAGAUCAACGGCACUACAUACCCGAUUAAAUCGAUCCGUAACCUCACUGGUCAUACUAUCUUGCCGUAUAGCAUCCACGGGACCAAGAGUGUUCCCAUUGUUAAAACGAAAGACAACACGAAGAUGGAAGAAGGCGACGUCUUCGCUAUCGAGACCUUCGGUAGUACCGGAAACGGUUAUGUCCACGAUGAGGGAGAGGUCUCCCACUAUGCUCUACGUAGCGAUGCCCCUAAGGUCGACCUACGUUUAUCCUCGGCCAAGUCUCUUCUAAAUGUUAUCAAGAAGAACUUUGGUACUAUUCCAUUUGCACGAAGAUACCUAGACAGACUUGGCCAGGAGAAAUACUUGCUGGGGCUUAACAAUCUCGUCCAAUCUGGUAUUGUAGAGGACUACCCUCCUCUACUGGAUAAGAAAGGGUCAUAUACAGCCCAAUUCGAGCACACUAUCUUGCUCCGACCUACCGUAAAGGAGGUCAUUAGUCGUGGAGACGAUUACUAG
This is a messenger RNA of Daldinia childiae, 1344 nucleotides long. RefSeq names its product Methionine aminopeptidase 2-1. Gene Ontology annotation, biological process: proteolysis. The coding region runs from base 1 to 1344 and encodes 447 amino acids. NCBI's taxonomy places the organism in Eukaryota, Fungi, Ascomycota, Sordariomycetes, Xylariales, Hypoxylaceae. The transcript is spliced from 4 exons. The record is from RefSeq and is a predicted model, not a curated record. Gene Ontology annotation, molecular function: metalloaminopeptidase activity.